This is a messenger RNA of Cajanus cajan (pigeon pea), 1352 nucleotides long. RefSeq names its product UDP-N-acetylglucosamine transferase subunit ALG14-like protein. Gene Ontology annotation, molecular function: N-acetylglucosaminyldiphosphodolichol N-acetylglucosaminyltransferase activity. Gene Ontology annotation, biological process: dolichol-linked oligosaccharide biosynthetic process. The record is from RefSeq and is a predicted model, not a curated record. NCBI's taxonomy places the organism in Eukaryota, Viridiplantae, Streptophyta, Magnoliopsida, Fabales, Fabaceae. Gene Ontology annotation, cellular component: UDP-N-acetylglucosamine transferase complex.
AACUAGAGAAUAUUCGCCCCUGAAUUCAUCGUGCCGUUCACGUCCAUUUUUCUUCAGCUUUUCAUUUUUCAUAAAAAACGACGUCGUCGUCCAACAUCUCCGCCUUAAUCCAGAUUCAAUUACCAAAUUCUCUCGUUGUGUGUUUUGCUUGAAGAGAGUCGUUCACUACUCGCCCAAGUCCAACAAAUUUCUGUCACUCCUUCAUUACCCAGCCCCAAAUUGCAGUUCCUUGUAUAUGAUGUGGGAUAUGAAGAGAUAGGCAAGUUAACCCAGUUUUCGACUGAAUGAUUUAAGAGAUGCAAAAGCAGUGCCGAUGUCUGAAAUCUUGAAGAUGUGUGUAGCUCUGACUGAAAUCUUGAAGCUACCUCUGAUGGACAAAAGCAAUGGCUGCAGCUUCUCUAGUGUGUCUUCAAUUGCUGUCUUUUCAAGUGCCAUUUUUGUUGUAACCUUGAUUUUGAUUCGUCUCCUUUAUGUCAUAUGCUGUAGCAGCAAGCCCUUGAGCAAAAGGGCUUCAAAACCUGUUAGUACCCUUAUAAUUUUAGGAUCAGGUGGUCAUACUGCUGAGAUGCUUAAUCUAUUGGCAGUGUUGCAAAAAGAUAGGUUCAAACCAAGAUUCUACAUUGCCGCUGCUACUGAUAAUAUGAGUCUUCAAAAAGCUCAGUUGUUGGAGGAUUCCCUAAUUGCUGAGAGUGCAACAAGGGUCCCUUAUACUGCACAGUUUAUGAAGAUAUACCGGAGUAGAGAAGUUGGUCAAUCAUAUAUAACCUCAGUUUGGACUACUUUAGUUGCAACGGUGCAUGCAUUAUGGCUAAUGAUUAAAAUUAGACCUGAAGUGAUACUUUGCAAUGGACCUGGAACUUGCAUUCCCCUCUGUGCAAUUGCAUUCAUAUUUAAGGUACUGGGAAUCAGAUGGUCAUCAAUUUUCUACGUUGAGAGUAUUGCAAGAGUGAGAAGGCUCUCCUUGAGUGGCCUGCUCCUGUACAAGUUGCGGAUGGCUGAUCAACUUUUUGUUCAGUGGCCACAGCUGCAACAGCAAUAUCCCCGAGCGACCUAUGUUGGUCGACUCAUGUAACCAAUUGGUUCGCAUAAUAUCAUUUUAAGAGAAAUUUUAAUGCUGAAGUCAAUCAGUCGAUGAUAAUUCUAAAGCCUUACCUUAAUCCUUAAGAACUAUAAAUGUAGAUAAUAGUUUUUUGACAAAAGAGUGAGAAGACACAUUAACUUUUGAGAAGGAUUAACAUGGUUGAUGUUUGUGAUUCUUAGGAAUUAAAAUGAGGGCUUUGCAUUUCGAGGGAGGACUAAUGUAUUCUCCGCUAAUUUUCACAAGUACAAAUAUAGGGUUAUAUUCUUUAUAU